AUGACUACAGAUCUAGAUCAAUCCGUCUCUUCCGCCAUCUCGGCGCCUUCUCCACAGUUCCACUCGCGGGACACGCGCCUCAUCCGUGAGUCGCGUCUGGCUCCCUCACUACUCUUGUCCUCUCCGCCAUCGAGUCCAUCGACCGCUGGUUCCCCCGGUCAACGAACCUCUCCGCGGAGCAUCACCCUCGAACCCCCGCCUCUUCCAUUCUUAUCCUCAUAUCGCACAACUGAAGAAUCUCGGACCUCCUCACCAGUCAAUCGCAAGGCGGAAAGUAGCAUAUACUACACCACCGCGUGGGGAUCCCCAUAUGCAGCACCUAGCACUCGGAGACUCUCAGUGUCAAAUAGCCAACACGAAUUCACUGGCAUCGACGACGGAUCUGCCCCCACCUCUCCUGUCUCGUCAGUAGCCAACCGCACCGAGUUUCGAAGAUUGAGUGCUGCCGACGAGAACACCCUCGAACCCGUGGACCGUGAUAUCGUCCCAAACAACGGAGAUAAAUCGAUACGGGAAUUUACACAGGAUUGGAUCAACCAGUAUCUUACGGGUCAACCUAGAACGGAGCGCAGCAAUUGGCUCAGCGACGACUCAGGAAGUGAAGCACCGUCGUUCAUCACUGCGAGGAAUCACUUUGCUGACGACGCUUCGGACGACUGGCUUGGUCUGGAAGACGACUUUCGUUCUGACGAUUUGUUGAAAACUCCAACUCUCUCUGAUUUUGUUGGGAAGAAAGCCGCCGCGCGUGCAAAAGUCAACAAAACCUUGCACAAACGCGCUGAUACCCUGAGACAGGAGGACUUUUGGGGUUUCGCUUACGAUAAAGAUCCACCACAAAACAACAUGUCAGACUUGAACACACCGACCGUCGAGGUAAACUCGCCGGUAGAGAAGCCGUUGCCUCCUCCGCCCGCAAAUGCGAUGGAGGAAACUGCAAAGUUGGAAGAACCGUUCAACCCAGUUCCAUCAAAAACACAGGUCUCUGAUAUCAGAUCAGCCACGCAAUCAGUACGGCGGAGAAAGAAGCUGAAUUGGCGUGGGAAAGCCUGCAUAAUUGAACUACCACAUGAUGACAAGAGGGGUUCGCAACCUGGGUAUCGUCUGCUAACACCAGAAGACGUUCAACAGCGGAUGCAAGAAUGGGAGAACAAAGGGUACGAUGUUCGUGGGUUCACUAUUGGCGAUUCCGAGGACCCCUCCACAACGGCGACUCUAGGAGGCCUCAGCCGACCCCUAUAUCCUGACCCAUAUGAGCUGCAUGAAAUUUCCAAGGUCCAACCACUUGUCGUAAACUUCCCAGACAGGGCCAAGUGGGAGUCUUAUAUCACCGAGCUCCAAGAGCAAAAGCUACGCGCCCUUGGAGUAUCAUUUGGCGACGAUGAGCCUGAACAAUCUAUUUCACCCGAUUACUCGCUCAAUCUCAGUGGCACUCCUUUCCCAGGCCUCAUCUCAUCCCCACCGAUUCCUACUACGUCUGCAGCAAGCAACCCCCUUGGCCAUAUCCACCCAUUCUCACCUCACUUCAAUCAACCGUCAAUGCCUACGCCUGGUGCUAUGGGAUCAAUGGCAUCACCUGCUUCACAGUUCGGUAUGCCAACGCCAUUCAUGGGCGCCGAGCAAAAUAUGAUGGGCGGAUUCCCAUACCAAUUCCAGCCCACGCCUCCUGCUCAGGGAUCUAUGACUCCUCAGGGCUUCUUGAAUGCCCGCCAGGCAAUUUCUUCGGGACCAGGGGCAAUGGGCAACUUUUCCUCCAUGCUCUCACCAGUCUCUCCGCUACAUGACCAAGGGUCCUUCCACGCAGGAAUCAAGGAUAAGGGUGUUUUCGAUGCUCAAUUUGGCCAUGGCAUGCACCAGGAGGGCCUACCAUACCAGACUCCCCAGACCCCGGUCAAUGGACACCCAGAUCAUUUCCACGCAUCGAACGUCGAGCUUGCCCAGCCUACACCUCGAGGCCACGGUCAUAAUCUGAGCGAAACUUUGCAGAGAGGACUGGACCAGAUGACACAUACCGACUACCAUCUGGAAGACUCGAUUGACCGACAAUUGGAGGACGAUUACCGGGAUGGCAACAAUCCUACAGGUCUGAAUGCCAGCAUGCUGAAGUCACGCUGGGGAUUGCCAGAGAACGAACACCACCCACCUCACUCCUUUGCCCAGCACCAGCUACCUCACCAAUUCUACGGAGACCAAUACCAACAACACAAUGGCAAUGAUGCGUCUGAUCUCGACACAAAUCCCAGCGUUGCGGGUACUCCGCAGACUCGCCAAGGUCCGUGGCAUGAGGCCCAGACUAGCGGCCACUCCUAUCGUCCAGGCCAUCAGGAGCAGCUCUCGAUUACAUCACUCAACGUUGCAGCUAAGGAAUUUGACCCUACCGCAUCGUUCAAUUCCCAGCCUGUGCCAUUCGGGAAUGACCCAUUCCAGUUCGGUGGCCUGGGCGAGCAAGGGUUCGGGUUUGUCCCACCCCCCGCGUUCACGCCUGGUAGCAGUAUGAACGGCCCAAUGGGCCCCAAGCAGAACCACAAUGCCAAUGGCAGUGGCGCAUUCAAGUUCUCUGCCGCAUCGUUUAAUGUCGAUGCACCUGUUUUCAACCCCAACGCCUCUGUCAACCUCAGCUCAAACCCUACCUCCGAGCAGCCUCCCGCUAGUCGCACCAAGAUCUUUGGCGACAUUGACAUCAGCGAGAUCACCACCCCUGACAAGAAGUCUAAGGCUAUUCCUAUUGUGCGGCCCGAUGAGGUCGAAGAGGAGAAUAACAAAAAAGAGCAAGCUGUUGAAGACGACACCAGUGGUCGACCUGUGCCUACUGACCGCCACAAGCGUGCGCGUCGCGGUGUUGGCCACGCUGAAGGCGAGGCUAGAUAUAGUAUCUCGACCAACCCUCUGGGCGAGGCCGGCAACGCUCAAGCCUCUAGUGCCCUCCAUGCAGUCGCCGAGGGCAAGGAGAAUGCUAUGCCUAAAGAGAACAAUCCAACAGAGCGGACGGGUACUCCUGUUAGCGAAGCUGACACUUGGACCUUGUUCGAUGUGAAGCGUGAAGCUGAGGACGGUUCUCAAGCUGGAUCACCGAUUCGGGCCAUGGCCUCUAAGGACAUUGUUAUCGAAGAACGUGAACCAAGGGAACCUGCUGUGGGAGAUAAUACCUCCGUCACUGUAUCGAAGAGUGUCGAACAUGCUCCUCACGGAUCCAAGAGCUCGAUCAAGAGUACUAGGCUCUCGGCUAAUGCCCAGCCUUUCGAGUUCAAGCCUGCUGUUACUGAGUUUGUUCCCACGACUGUUCAACCAUCUAGCUUUGCUGAGCCAAAGCCCCUUGAGGCAAACGGUACCGACAAGCAGCCCAUCGGAACGCCUGUCAAGAGUCCCGCUGGAAGUAAACCCAUUAAAGCCGGGCUCAUGGCUUCUCGCUUCGCUGCCGCAAGCCCACCUAAGACAACAAUCUCGCCAGAUCACCGUGCUGAGCUUGAGGCCAAUACUCCAAGCCGCGUGGAAACAGGAUUCCUCACUCGCAAAUCUAAACAUUACGAUGACCCAUGGGACUCAGAGUCUGACUCACCUAACGAUGAGGAGCUGAAUGCGGUUAUGCAACAGCUAAACGACGACGACGCAGAUGUCGGCAUCGAGCGGCAAAUGACUCCUUACCACAUGAUCCACGCUACUCCCUUCCAACCACGACACGACCACCUCACCGAGUCGAUGGGUGGUCCCACAAAGGAACAACGGUUUGGUUCUGCGGAGGCCCGAAGCGAAGCCCCCAGCCCGAGCCCCGGUGGAGUCCCCAAGACAUACAAGCUUAGCAUUCCUAAACUUGGCUCGGAUAUCGAUGGCAACAGCAAUGCUACCUUCUCUCCGCAGAAGAGCCUUAUCUCCCGUCUUCAGUCCCCUGUUCGUCACCUUAUCACUGAGAAUGACCAUGUCAGUGACUGGGAUGACAUGAUCUCCGCCGGUGAAGAUGAGAAGUUCAUGAACCGCAACCGCUUCUUCGACCGUCGCAUCAAUGAUCUUGUUGGCUCCGCUAUCGACGAACGCUUAGGCCCUAUGGAGCGAGCCUUGGCUGUCAUUCAGCAGUCGGUGGCUUCUAUUGCCACUGACACCGCAAGUAGAAAGGUCUUCCGCAGCACAUCAGCUGAGAUGGAAGACAGUGACGCCGAUGAUGAGGACGAUGAUGGCGAGGAGGCUUUGGUUCGCGAACGCUCGCCCCACAACAUGAGGGAGCGCAAGUUGGAGAUGCUCAAGAAUGUCGUCAUGGAAGCUUUAGUUACCCAUGACAUCCCUCAACGUGUUUCCCCGCACUCUAGCCAUAGCGAGAUCUCGCAGCUCAAGGAAAGCAUUGCUGAACUGCAGGCUCUCACGAUUAAGAAGCUCGCUCAGGACCCUGUUGGUGAUAUGCGUGAGAUUAUCGAGGAAGCCAUGGCCAAGCAAUUGGCUCAGCAGGUCGCGUUGCAGAAACCCCCGAGCCCCCGACUAUCAGAGGCCGAGGAGAUUGGUGCUGACAGCCUUAUGCUUCAAAUUGACGGCCUCAAGAGCAUGUUGCGAGUCGCCGAUGAGCGCGCCGAACAGGAGUACAAGGAACGCCGCGAUGCACAGGAUGCUAUUUCUGAGCUCCAGCGUUUGUUGAAGUUCGCAGAGGAAGAUGCUGCUCGUCACAGUGCUGCUGCAGAGGAUGCUGAGUCUCGUCUCCUCCAGUUCAAGGAAGAGAAGAUUCCCUACUUCGAGAAGAUGCAGUUCCGCACUGAGUCUCUCUCUGAAGAGAGCGAGACUCUCAAGGUUACUAUUGCCGAGCUAUCCACGAAGAACAUCGCGCUUGAGGGUACCCUCGACGAGUACCGUCUUUCUAGCGACACCUUCCGCCGCCAACUGGAGACUACCAAGAGUGAGAAUAAGUCUCUUCAUGAGACUAUCGAUCACCUGAGAACUCGCAUCGAAGACAGCAUGAUCUCGCGCCAGAACCUCACCGAAAAGUUCGACCGUCUGCAAGAUGACAUGCUCAGUGUCACUGCUGAAAUUACCCGCGAUCAAGCUGCCUGGCGCAGAAAGGAGGAAGAACACUCUGCUAAGUACAACGAGCUGCGCGCGUCGCAUUCGCGCGAGCUCCAGUUGCGCGAGAAGCUCGAGGAGGAUGUUCGCGAAUUCGAAAAGAACGAGCGGGAGGCUACGAAGUUGAGGUUCAUCCAGGAGCAAUCUCAGCGAGAGAAUGCUAGAUUGGAGGAACUGAUCACCAGUCUCCGGGCGGAGAAUCAUGAGCUGCAAAUCCAGGCUGCUCGAUUCGAGCGGGAGUUCAUCGAAGCCCGCGAGAGCAGCCGCGUCGAGAUACAGCGCACUCGCUCCUCGAUGGAGGCAGAUCUUGAAGCUUCUAACAGCCAGGUCAAUAUUGUGCGUGCCGAGCUAGAGGCCCAGAUCAUUUGUCUGCAAACUCAACUUGACAAUAACCGCAUGGAUGCCGAUACCACUCGCGAGCGCUAUGAGCUUCUUCUCGAGGAGGCCAGGGACUCAAAGGCUGCUGCCCUAGCUGCUAAGGACCUUGCCAUCGAUGAGACCCGCAAGACGCAUGAGCGCGUUAUCAAUGACCUGCGUGAACGUCACGCUCGCGCUUUGCAUAACUCUUCAGAGGAUCGUGCUCGCGGUGAAUCUCAUAACAUGGAGCGCAUGGCUUUGUCCGAGGACAAGGCUAACCACCUGCAAGAGCGCGUGAACCUCCUUGAAGAGAAGCUUGAGAUCGCCCAGGCUGCUGCCCGUGCCGCUGCUGAGGCAGCUCACAGCGCCAAGACAAGCACAGCUUCCGCACCCUCGCACUCGCGGGCGACACCAUCCAUGUCAUACAACAAGGGAUCCGCAGAGCCCGAGAAAAUCUCCCCUCAAGCCCUGCGCGAGUCAAUCUUCGUCCUUCAGGACCAACUCCAGCAGCGCGAGACACGCAUCGAGGAGCUCGAACAAGAAGUCUCCGCGAUAGAUAAAGAUGCACCAAAUAAGAUCAAGGAGAAGGACACCGAGAUCACCUGGCUGCGUGAGCUCCUAGGCGUCCGCAUUGACGACCUGCAAGACAUCAUUCAGACUGUGUCCAAGCCCGCCUUCAAUCAGCAAGCCGUCCGCGACGCAGCCAUCCGUCUUAAAGCCAACCUCCAAAUGCAGCAGCAAGAAAAGGAACGCCUAGCAACUGGUCAUCUCCCCUCCCUCGCCGAUCUUGCCGCCUCGCCUCGCUCUCUUCCCCUAGCCGCAGCCGCCGCCUGGGGAAAUUGGCGCAAAGGUCGCGAAUCCGCUGCCGACAGCUCUGAACAAACCCCAUCAAAGCCCAGCAACGCGAGCACCUUCCUCUCAGGCCUGCUAACACCCCCGAGCUCCCACGUCCGAGAGCACGGUACUGGCCCGCAGACUAGCGCUGCCGCGCGAUUUGCGCAAACUCGCCCGUUGAGAGGCCCAAGACGCGGUUCGGUUCGCAGCCAGGCACCUAUCACGGAACCGCCUCAAACGCCGCCUCUUCUCCGUCGCUCAAGUUAUGACCAUGACGCUGAGCCGGCGAACUAUGAGGAUGGGAGCUACGCGGAUGAGAACGAGAGUACCGUUGAUGGGAUGGUUUCGGCUUCGCCGAAGGAGAGGGACGAUGAGGGUCCAUUUGGGCCUCAGAUUGACGAGGCUGAAGCCGAAGAAAGUGAUCUCCAAGCCGACGCUGACGUCUCCUCUUCUGAUGAACCCUCCACUGAGGAAGAGUGA
Molecule: messenger RNA, 6705 nt
Organism: Penicillium griseofulvum
Lineage: Eukaryota; Fungi; Ascomycota; Eurotiomycetes; Eurotiales; Aspergillaceae
Product: putative myosin class II heavy chain (MHC)
Exons: 1
Coding region: 1-6705 (2234 amino acids)
Cellular component (GO): cytoskeleton
Source: RefSeq, a predicted model, not a curated record